Molecule: messenger RNA, 1626 nt
Organism: Uncinocarpus reesii 1704
Lineage: Eukaryota; Fungi; Ascomycota; Eurotiomycetes; Onygenales; Onygenaceae
Exons: 1
Coding region: 1-1626 (541 amino acids)
Biological process (GO): amino acid transmembrane transport
Cellular component (GO): membrane
Molecular function (GO): amino acid transmembrane transporter activity
Source: RefSeq, a predicted model, not a curated record
AUGCCCACGCCGGCCCCGCCUGCCUAUGAGAAGGGAGAAGAAAGUCGUGAUGCCAUCCGUGCCAUGGUUGAGAGAGAUCUCCUCGACAGCCGAUAUAGCCAAACGCAGCGCGGUCUCAAGUCAAGACAUGUCCAGAUGAUGGCUCUUGGUGGAACCAUUGGUACAGGUCUCUUCGUCGGCAGUGGUCAAGCUCUUGCAAUCGGUGGCCCGGCCUUUUUGCUGGGCGCCUACAUCUUUAUUGGUACUCUGGUCCUUAUGGUUGUCACUGCGAUCGCCGAAAUUGGAACUUACCUCCCCGUUCACGGCGGCACGAUGAGCUACUACGGAUAUCGUUAUGUAUCGAGAAGUUUGGGUUUUGCUCUCGGAUAUUUGUAUUGGUACUCCAUGGGAAUUUUGGUCCCGAAUGAGGUCGUUGCCGGCGCGUUGAUCAUAGGUUACUGGGAUAACAAUGUCCAUAUCGCCGUUUGGAUUACUAUCCUGAUAGUGGUCAUUCUGGUUCUCAACGUUCUUCCCGUUAAAUGGUACGGUGAAUCGGAGUUCUGGUUCGCUAGCAUCAAGGUCAUCAUGCUCCUAGGUUUACUCAUCCUGGCGUUUAUUCUAUUCUGGGGCGGUGGUCCGCACCGUCAACGGCUGGGCUUUCAUUAUUGGAAAAUGCCGGGGGCGGCGAAUGAAUAUAUUGUGGGCGGGCACGCGGGCCGUUUUGUUGCUCUCCUGCAAUGCGUCGUUCUUAGCGCCUUUGCGUUCCUUUUCGCACCUGAAUUGAUCAUCCAGACCGCUGGUGAAAUGCAAUCCCCACGGUACAACAUUCCCCGCGCCUCGCGACGAUUCUUUUACCGGCUUUUUUUCUUCUACAUUCUAGGCUCCCUUGCCAUUGGCGUCAUCUGUCCAUCGAGUGAAUCUGCUUUAACAAACGGCGGAGCGGGUGCCGGUUCCUCGCCGUUCGUCGUCGGCAUCAAACUCGCCGGAAUCCCCGUUCUUGACAGUAUCGUCAACGCUGUCAUCCUCACUUCGGCAUGGAGUUCAGGAAACUCUUACCUCUACAUGUCUUCUCGCGCAUUGUACUCUCUCGCCGUCUCUGGUAACGCCCCAAGCAUCUUCAAAUCUUGCAACAGAUACGGUCUCCCCCACUAUGCAUUGAUUGCCAGCGCGUGCUUCUCCGCCCUGUCAUACCUCGCCGUUGGAAGCGGUAGCUCCCAAGUCUUCAACUGGUUCGUCAGUCUCACCAACACCUCCGGUUUCAUUUCCUGGACCUGCUGCUGCAUCAUCUAUUUCCGCUUCCGCAAGGCCACCGACACUCAGGGCGUCGAACGCCCCUACAAAUCCAUGUUCCAACCAUACGGCGCAUACGUUGGUAUGGUCGGGUUCCCAUUCCUCAUCCUCAUCAACGGCUUCCAGGUGUUCUUCAAGCAGAAAUGGUCGGUGGCCGGCUUCUUCACUGCAUACAUUGGCCUUCCGGCGUUUUUGAUUUUGUACUUUGGACACAGAUUCUUUUACCGGCAUGAUCCUUGGGCCUGGAAGCCAGAAGAUGUCGAUUUGGUAACGGGUUUGGAGGAGACUCUUGCGGCGGAGGAGCCUCCCAAGAUUCGCACGGGUGUGAUCAGAUUUAUCAGUCCGAUUUGGGAGUAA